Nematostella vectensis (starlet sea anemone) is the source of this 2085-nucleotide messenger RNA. Its product is annotated as F-box/WD repeat-containing protein 8. The record is from RefSeq and is a predicted model, not a curated record. Gene Ontology annotation, cellular component: preribosome, large subunit precursor. Gene Ontology annotation, molecular function: protein binding. Lineage: Eukaryota; Metazoa; Cnidaria; Anthozoa; Actiniaria; Edwardsiidae. Bases 107 to 2017 code for a protein of 636 amino acids. The transcript has 5 exons.
GUUGAAGAGAUUUCUCUGAUAGAACCGAAGCUUACUUAAUCAAUUAAAUAAGUUAAGUAUUACUAACAUCGCUUGUAGUGAGAUCUUCUUUAGGAUAGAAAGAAUUAUGGCAGACGAGGAGGAAGAACUGCUGAAAUUUAGAUUGGAAUGGGAAAAAGAAAUUAAACAACAAGAUGACGUGAAGAACAAACUGCGAAAGAAAUCAUGCGAUGUGAAGAGUGAGGGAGAUUUGAAAAAGGAUUUACUUGAAGGGAUAUUCCAACGUCAAGAGUCAAAAAGGCCUCAAGAACUCAUUAUAAAUGGUGGCGAGGGAAAAUCUGAAAUCAACAAAGGAUCAACUGCAAAUGAAGAGAUAAUACGAAACAAGAAGAGCGAGAUUAUCCUUUUGAGCCUACCAAACCCUGAAGGUAGUACUGGGGAGAAUGAAAAAUGCACCAAGAAGCAGAAAGUAUCUAAAUUAGAUCUCGAGGAAAGUCAUAGAUCUGGAACACCGUUACUGGAACAACUGAUAUUUGAUAUAGAUGAGGUUACUGCAAUCCCAUUCUUUGAUUUACAGCUUCCCAGGGAAGUGGGCAUGAAGAUAUUGGGCCACUUAUCUAUGUGGGAUUUGUGUCAAUGUGCUAUUGUAUCUAAAUCCUGGAAAAGUUUAGCUGAAGACGAAUUACUGUGGUUUAAGAUAGGGGUUGAUAAAGGAUUUAUGUCAAAGUGUCAACUGGUUGUAGAAGGGUCCAACUGGAAGAGACAUGUUAGAGACUCCAUCAUGCAGAACAGACGGCAGCAGCAGAGAUGGAGGGAAAGGGUCUGUAGGAUCACACCUAUGGACUAUGAACGAGGUGGAAGUCUUAGUGCUGUGGGGAUGUCUAACAGUUUAGUUUGUGCUGGGUAUUCUACUGGGACAGUUUUGCUUUGGGACUUUGAGGGGCAUGAUGGACCAUCAUAUAAGCUAAUGGAUCCUUUAAUUGAUGGCCAGGAGAGGCCCUGUGUGACAGCUACUUGUAUAAGUAAUGGGCUCUGUGCAGCUGGCUUUGAGAAUGGUCGUGUAAAUAUCUGGCAGAAUAUGUUUCCUCACUCCCCUGUGAACAACUUCAGUGUUGAUGGCCCUGUCAAGUCUGUUGCCAUAGCAACUAACAGAGAGCUGUCAGUGGUUGCAUUAUCUGAGAAUGAAGUCAGAGUUGAUGUCGCUGAUGCAAAUGGCAGAUGGAGAUGUCGCCAGCAAAAGGCAACAGAGAGCAAGCUUCAGCACAUGCAUUUGCUACAGAGCACGAGAACAAUUUACCACCAGUAUGUCAUUCUCACAAGGGAUACCAUUGAAUUGCACGACACGUCAGGUAUUGACAAUGUGACAUUAAUUGAUCAAGUAAUUGGCGGGAAGAUCACAUGUUCUGAUUGUACGGCGGACACCUUGGCUGUUGGUAUAGGAUCGUAUGGCUAUGGGAUCUUGGGCAACAAGGUGCGGCUUUACCAAGUGAGCUCUUGUCGCUUGCUGGCCUUAUUAUCCGGACACCACUACGAAAUCACGUGUAUCAAUGUCCGAGAUAGUCCACCUAACCGCCUCAUAACCGGCAGUUACGACAGACGUGUCCGAAUUUUCGACACACGCUGCGAAUCACCUACCCAGACCCUGUGCGGCCACUCGGAUUACGUCACCACUGUGCAAAUGGACGAAUGGAAAGUUGUGAGCGGAUCACGUGAUGGAAUUACUUGUGUUUGGGAUCAGCGAAUGGCGUCAAUGCUGUGGUCCACACAUGCGCGCCAUCCCGUACGUCAUUGCCGCUUUAGUAGGAACAGGAUGCUGACUGCAAAUAUCCCCGAAGGGCAGUUUACGCACGAGAAUUCGUGGUAUGCGGACGACCUUAUUCUUCAUCGUAAGAAUCGCGGGACGUUGAGGCUCUUUGAUUUUGAGGCGGAAAAUGUGAGUUUAGACGUCCCCGAGAUUUGCUCUUCCAACUACGACGACACCACAGGGUAUAAUUACAACAUUGCCUUAGCCACGCCCUAUGACGUCAUAGACGAGUAAUCGAAAGACAAAACCUGUUACAACUACUAUAACAUUCCAACGCAAUUAAAAAUAUAACAUUUACUUUA